Triticum turgidum subsp. durum (durum wheat) is the source of this 1854-nucleotide messenger RNA. Lineage: Eukaryota; Viridiplantae; Streptophyta; Magnoliopsida; Poales; Poaceae. The record is from the annotation of a GenBank genome assembly.
AUGGCUGCGAUGAACGAAAAGGUGUUGGCUAAAUGUGGACAGAAUAUAGUUAGCCUCAAGAGGAAGCGGGACAGCCCCGCUGCAUAUCAUGCUGAUGCCUGCCACACCUCUCAAUCGCAUCAGCAUCCUACUGGAAACUCUGAUAUCAGGUUGUAUGUUGGUGAAGAUCGCAAGGCGAACAUCGCGUGCCACUUCAACAAGCAGAUUUUACAGAGCUAUCAGAACUACAUGACCAGUGCAUCACCUAAGCGUAUUCUGCUCCGCCAAAGUGGCAACUGGAAAGAAUUUCCAGAAAAAAUUGUCAAGCUGGCUCAAGUUGAUUUCCGGACAAAGAAGACCAUCACAGAAGUAGGAUACCAGAACCAGCUAUUUUUGCUGGACUUUGUCCACAUGACAUUCAUUGACUCAAAGUCAGGUCUUCAGAGGCCAAUCGCCUGGAUUGAUGACAAUGGAAGGCGUUACUUCCCAGAAGUUCUUAUUGAAGAUCAGAUAGUAUAUAGGAGGAAAGAUUUUGGCAAUGGAGAUCAUGUCUAUGUUAUAGCUGAGCCUAAUGGGGCACGUCAAAUAAAUGACCAGUAUGGAGCAUCAGAGAGUUCCGCAGAAAGCUCAAACUUUGAGUCCAGUACUGAAGAGGUUUCCAGUGCUAAGAGAGUUAGAGCUGAGAAGAGUAUCAUCAGGAAAAUAAAUUGUGAUCGUAGAGAAACUGUGGGAGAGAAUGAACCACACACUUCGCUGCCUGCAGUCUUUAGUUGUCAACCACAGCAAGAUAAGCUGGGCGGGCAAUCACGUGCUCAAGGAACUACCUCUGUUGUGCAGAAGAUGUUGCUGCAGGGAAUGGGUACUGCUAUUGGUUCCAAGGAUAUUAUUGGAAUCCACCGAACGCCAUUCUUGAAUAAUUAUAGAGAAGACCGCUAUGAUCUCUUCCAAAAGCAGGUAGAGAUUACUAAAUCUCAGCAUGGUAAUGCAAAUGUGCGUUAUGCUUGGCUUCCUUGCUCGAAAGCUGCUGUGGAUGAAAUGAUGCUGAAUGGCACCUUGCAAGUUAAAAAGCCCACUAGGUGUCCACCCUAUGGAACUGGCGUACUCCUUGCACCAGCUAACUGCUCCAUUAACUGUGUGAAUUACUCUGAUGUUGAUGAAAAUGGCAUCAUCUAUAUGAUGUUGUGCCGGGUUGUAAUGGGGAACGUAGAAAUAGUUCACCAUGGAUCUAAGCAGCACCAGCCUAGUAACGAGUAUUUUGAUAGCGGUGUAGAUGACCUAAAAAACCCGCAGCAUUACAUUGUAUGGGAUAUGAAUCUGGAUAGUCACAUCUAUUCUGAAUUUGUAGUCACCAUCAAAUUGCCAUCUAAAGCCAAAGAUUCCCUCUUCACACAAGAAGAUUGUCACGAUUCAUCUGAUGCUUCACUGGUCUUGAGUCCAAGUUCGGCCGACAGUGUAUCACAGGACAUGAAUCUUGAGGCAUCUCCAGCAUUGGGUGGUCAGUAUGAAGCCCCCAUGUUAGGAGGAUCAAUGGCAAAAGCUCCAAGUACACCUUGGAUGCCCUUUUCCAUGUUAUUUGCAGCUAUUUCAACCAAACUUCCUCGCGAGAAAAUGGACAUGAUCAAUAACUGUUAUGAAGAAUUCAAGGCCAAGAAAAUAAGCAGAAUUGACCUAGUGAAGAGGCUGCGUCUCAUAGUUGGUGACAGAAUGCUGGUCUCCACAAUAAUUCGGCUCCAAGAUAAGUUGCCUCCGAUGGUGAAGCGGGAAGCAGCAAAUGCUCCAGUCAAGGCACGAGUAGCUGCAAAGAGGAAACUGUCCGAGUAUACUUGUGAACCUAAGAUGGUUUCAAGGGAGAAGGCUCCUUGUUUACCCUCCUAG